ACACCCUCGCACCCCGCCCCCAGCAGGCCCUAUAAAAGCCACAGCAAACUGAGCUCCAGCACCAGAGCAAGUCUCACCCCAGCCUGCAGGACAGACAGACCAGAAGACAGACAUACAAUGUCCCGGAGCAUACAGGCCCAGGCUGCCUGCCUCCUGCUGCUCAUACUGGCUAGCCUGGCCAGCAGCUCUGUUCUCCAGCGCCAGACAAGACAGCCAACAGACCUCCAGACCCUGGACACAGCAGAGGCUCAGACUGGCUUGAUGCCCCGGCUCCACAGGCUAUGGAGACGAGAUACCUACAUCCCAGUCUGCAUAUUCUGCUGCAAGUGCUGUCAUAAUAGACAGUGUGGAAUCUGCUGCAGAACAUAGAGCCUUCCUCCCAGUCCUCCCCCUCCUGUCCUUCCUAUUUAUUCCCUCCCCCCACGCCUCACACUCAGUGAGUGGUCUUGGAAUAAAAUGGCUGCUUGGAUUUUCCAAA
This is a messenger RNA of Erinaceus europaeus (western European hedgehog), 478 nucleotides long. It is a transcript of the gene HAMP, whose product is annotated as hepcidin antimicrobial peptide. The record is from RefSeq and is a predicted model, not a curated record. Gene Ontology annotation, cellular component: extracellular region. Gene Ontology annotation, biological process: intracellular iron ion homeostasis. Bases 118 to 369 code for a protein of 83 amino acids. The transcript is spliced from 3 exons. NCBI's taxonomy places the organism in Eukaryota, Metazoa, Chordata, Mammalia, Eulipotyphla, Erinaceidae.